Salarias fasciatus (jewelled blenny) is the source of this 2446-nucleotide messenger RNA. RefSeq names its product cysteine/serine-rich nuclear protein 1-like. Bases 129 to 1871 code for a protein of 580 amino acids. The record is from RefSeq and is a predicted model, not a curated record. Gene Ontology annotation, molecular function: sequence-specific DNA binding; DNA-binding transcription factor activity, RNA polymerase II-specific. The transcript is spliced from 5 exons. Lineage: Eukaryota; Metazoa; Chordata; Actinopteri; Blenniiformes; Blenniidae. Gene Ontology annotation, cellular component: nucleus. Gene Ontology annotation, biological process: regulation of transcription by RNA polymerase II.
GUAGUACUGUGUAGCUUCACAUAAACACAGGAGGACACACAAUGCUCAGCUGGCAGCCCCGAGGACGCGAGCUGGAACUUCCCUCAGCGUCCUGCUCCUCGUCUGUCAUGCUGCCCUCUACUUUUUGAAUGUAUAUUAACCACAACAGCCAAACGAUGAGAGGCACCAUGAAGAGGAAGUUUGCAGAGGUCGACGAGUAUCCCUGCUACCCUUCCUCCUCCUCCUCCUCCUCCUCCUCCUCCUCCUCGUCUCCAUCAUCGCUCUCCUCCCCGGCCUCCUCAGAGUGGGAGUCGGACGGGGAGAACAUCUCAUCUGAGACCCGAGGUUUCAGACCUCACAGUCCUUCUUUACCCAACACUCUGCCGAGUCGGUCCAUCCUGAAGAGGCACGAGCGCACGGGCACCCGCUGCAGCGUGCGCUUCCACCAGGUGACGGUGUUCAGUUUCCCACGCUGCCAGGGCUUCACCAGCGUGCCCGGCCGUGGCGGCGCCACCCUGGGCAUGGCGCGAAAGCACAGCGCCCUCCAGUGGUACACCGUGGCAGAUCACGCGCUGGAACAGCAGCACAGGCGGAGAGAGCGGCUGAGGGAGAGGGCGAGAGAGGAGAGGCUGGAGGCGUUCAAAAAGAAACUGGUCACCAGUGGGGCCGUCGACCAGCGAGAGGCGGACAUGCUCACCGUGGACCAGGUCCCGGACGAAGACGCCGGCGUGCAUGUGAGCGACGCCGAGGCGGACAAUCGGGGAUUCCUCCAGCCGUUCUCCUCCAAACAGCGACAGGCCCUGCUGCAGGCCGCCGGGGUGAAGCACAUCGACCGGGAGGAGAAGAGGCAGCUUCACGCCCUGCGACUCUCCAGAGAGGCCUGUGGGUGUGACUGCCAGGGCUUCUGCGAACCGGAGACCUGCGCCUGCAGUCUGGCAGGCAUCAAGUGUCAGGUCGACCGCUCCAGCUUCCCAUGUGGAUGCUCUAAGGACAGCUGUGGAAACACUCAGGGACGCAUCGAGUUCGACUCCAGGCGUGUGCAGACUCACUACAUUCACACCCUCAUGAGGCUUGAGCUGCAGACCACGCUGCACGACGAGACCCGGACCCCAGAGAGCCAGUCGGAACCUCCAGAGGAGCUCCAGGAGUACGAGGAUCCCUCCGAGCAGGACGCCCCAGACAGCUGCUGUCCAUUUGGGUUUGCGCUGGAGGAAGACGGCCUGCCUCUCACCAUGCCUCCUACGCCUUCCUUCCAUUUCAUCCCAGAGUGUCUGGUGGAGGAGGAGAGCAGCUGCGGCAGCGACAUGACCGAGUUCUCCUCCUCCUCUGACUCCGACACGGGACGAUACAUCAGCGAGACGCUUCUGGAGGUCGAUGGAGGACCGACACGUGCGCAUUCUCUCUGUGACUGUAAAAACAAUAAGUACUCUUCGUGCAGCCACCGGAGACACACAGGUGACAGUAGCAGCUCUGCAGACACAGUGGGACCACGGAAAGACGACUUGUUCACUGACGGCACCGGCUGGACCUCGGUGACUGGUUACCUCGAGGAGAACGCGAAUCAGGCCCGAGACAUCUUUGAAGACGACUCCCUGCAGGACUUCCCCAGGACUCCCUCUCCCAGUCUGGACUAUUCCUUAGGCGCAUACAUGGACCUGAGUCUGUCGUCCGGCUCUGACCUGGAGUUCUUCGACAGCGACUACCCCUCUGGACCAAUGCACAGCUCUUUCAAGGGACACAGACACACGGACAGUUUUCAGCACCUCCAGCUGUUCAGCGCUUUCAGCCGGCCGUCAUACGAGUCGAGCACACAACUCCUGGAGUCUCUCAUCGGCCUGACCGAACCGAGCACAGAGCAGAUUUACUCAGUCGCCGGCACACAGCUUUUGUAGCACAUUUCCACCGUCUCUGUGACGCAACGCGAGGCUCUGUGAGAGAAUGAGAUGUAAACAGCACUGGUUUCACGUGUUUGUGUAAAGUUAUGUUAAUGUACAAAGAAUGAUUGAUAGCAUAUUUUCACCAAGCAGAACACUUUUUCUAUUGCCUAAGAAAUGAUUUGCCUUUGUUUCAAUGAAAUCACACUUGACGAAUUAAUAUAUGUUCUGGGUAUUUUUAUAAACUUUUAAAAUGAUCACUGAUGUUCUAUUUAAUUUCAUUUAUCCAUGUUCACCUUAUUUAUUUCAGAAACAUGGAAAUUAUGUAAUUCAUUCAUGAAAAGGAGGUGCAAUGAAGCCAAUUCAACAUUGCGCAUUGUCCCAAGGUAUCACUAAAAACAGCUGUAUUCUGCAGGAAGAUGAUUAAUGUAAAAAAAAUUAUCCAUUUUCCACACGAUCUGCAUGAUCUGAUUCUCCAGGUUGUGAAGGAGUUUUAAUCACUGCCAGGCUCACCAUGGAUCAUCCACCAUGUGUUUAACAGUUUGUUUGAAAUAUUUCUGUACCAGAGAAAUAAAGUGAAGUUUUUGUAUUUA